AUGAAAAUCACGGAUUUAGGGCCCCGAAAUGGCAGUCAUCCGCGAACAUUCAUUACGUUGCUUUUCGGCACCGUGUUGGGGUUCAUGUUUGCUACGUUCAUCUCAUCCACAACGAUGCGACAACCGUGGAUGCCGGAAAGCUAUCGUCAACGGGAACCCCCCUCGAUCGUGUGUGAUCCACACACAGGCAAUGAGUUGAGGGAAGCAGCCGGCCCGGAACAAGAUGUCGGUCAGCAUGCAGCCCACGAAGAAGCCCAUGCCCAUGAGAAUGCUUCGCUUGCGCACCAGUUACAGCAAGAGGUGCGCGUCCUAUGUUGGGUGAUGACCAAUCCAAAAAAUCACAAAACGAAAGCAUUACACGUCAAACGCACGUGGGCUGGUCGAUGUAAUAAGGUGCUUUUCAUGAGUUCGGUUGAAGAUCCCCUUAUAGACUCCGUUGCUCUGCCCGUGGGUGAAGGUCGGAAUUAUCUUUGGGCGAAAACGAAAGAAGCAUUUAAGUACAUCUAUCAGCAUCACCUGGAUGAUGCGGAUUGGUUCAUGAAAGCAGACGAUGAUACCUACGUGGUCGUGGAAAAUUUGCGGUACAUGCUUUAUUCGUACUCGCCGAGCCAUCCAAUUUAUUUUGGGUACCGGUUUAAACGCUUCGUGAAGCAAGGUUAUAUGUCCGGAGGUGCAGGCUAUGUGUUGAGCAAAGAAGCAGUAAAGCGCUUUGUUGAGGAAGCCAUCCCUAAUCCCGCCUGUUGGCAAGGCGAUGACGGUGCCGAAGACGUCGAGAUGGGUAAGUGCCUGGAGGCUGUUAAAGUGCUAGCAGGUGAUUCUAGAGACUCGGUUGAACGAGGAAGAUUUUUUCCAUCCGUGCCUGAGCAUCAUCUUAUCCCGAAUCAUGUGGACAAAGACUUUUGGUAUCUGAAGUACACCUUCUACAAACCCGAUGAGGUAUGA
Molecule: messenger RNA, 942 nt
Organism: Anopheles moucheti
Lineage: Eukaryota; Metazoa; Arthropoda; Insecta; Diptera; Culicidae
Product: glycoprotein-N-acetylgalactosamine 3-beta-galactosyltransferase 1-like
Exons: 4
Coding region: 1-942 (313 amino acids)
Cellular component (GO): membrane
Molecular function (GO): N-acetylgalactosaminide beta-1,3-galactosyltransferase activity
Source: RefSeq, a predicted model, not a curated record